Molecule: messenger RNA, 4275 nt
Organism: Cygnus olor (mute swan)
Lineage: Eukaryota; Metazoa; Chordata; Aves; Anseriformes; Anatidae
Gene: PDE6B
Product: phosphodiesterase 6B
Exons: 22
Coding region: 198-2708 (836 amino acids)
Biological process (GO): retina development in camera-type eye; signal transduction
Cellular component (GO): photoreceptor outer segment membrane
Molecular function (GO): protein binding; 3',5'-cyclic-nucleotide phosphodiesterase activity
Source: RefSeq, a predicted model, not a curated record
CACAGACUCACCUCCGGCAGUAUAAAGGAAUACCUUCCUGAUGACAGUCUCUCUUUGCAGUGCUACCUUAUCCCUGGUUGUUCUGGAAGCAACAUCUUCUAUUAUGAAAAUUUAGGAACUAGAUCAGAGUUAAGACUGCUCCUCACAUAGAUCGCAUCCUUGGACUAGUACCUGUUACAAAAUCCUGGACAUUCACAAUGAGCAUUAGUGAAGACGACGUGGAAAAGUUUCUUGAUGGAAACCCUGCUUUUGCCAAGCAGUACUUUGAGAAGAAACUGAAAACAGAGUCCUGGGAUGACAAUGAAAGUGAAAUACUUUUUGAGUUGAUCCAAGACAUGCAAGAAAGCAUCAACAUGGAGAAAGUUGUUUUCAAGACCUUGAGAAGAAUCAGGUCCCUUAUUCAUGCGGACCGCUGUAGUCUUUUCAUGUACAGGCAGAGAAACGGCACACCUGAACUGGCAACAAGGCUUUUCAACAUCCAAGAGGGAAGCACGCUGGAGGAAUGCCUGGUCUCCCCAGACUGCGAGAUAGUCUAUCCGUUGGACAUAGGCAUUGUGGGCUACGUUGCACAAACCAAGAAAACCAUGAAUAUCAAGGAUGUCAGCGAGUGUGCCCAGUUCAGUCCAUUUGUUGAUGAGCUCACCGACUACACUACAAAAAGCAUCCUUGCAACACCGAUCUUGAACGGCAAAGAUCUAGUUGCUGUCAUAUUGGCUCUUAAUAAGCUGAACGGCCCAUACUUCACCAGCUCUGAUGAAACACUUUUCCUGAAGUACCUGAAUUUUGCAUCCUUAAACUUGAAAAUUUAUCACUUGAGUUACCUUCACAAUUGUGAGACUCGAAGAGGCCAGGUGCUGUUGUGGUCAGCUAAUAAGGUUUUUGAGGAACUGACAGAUAUUGAGAGGCAAUUCCACAAGGCUUUCUACACAGUGAGAGCGUACCUCAACUGUGACAGGUACUCAGUAGGCCUCCUGGACAUGACCAAGCAGAAGGAAUUUUUUGAUCUGUGGCCAGUCCUGCUGGGAGAAGUUCCUCCCUACUCAGGACCUCGCACUCCGGAUGGCAGAGAAAUAGUCUUUUACAAAGUCAUUGAUUAUAUAUUACAUGGAAAAGAAGACAUUAAAGUCAUCCCAAAUCCUACCCCAGAUCACUGGGCACUAGUAACUGGACUGCCAACAUAUGUGGCUGAAAGUGGAUUUAUUUGCAACAUUAUGAAUGCUGCUGCAGAUGAGAUGUUUAACUUUCAGGAAGGUCCUCUAGACGAAUCAGGAUGGACUAUCAAAAAUGUUCUCUCCAUGCCAAUAGUCAACAAAAAGGAAGAAAUUGUUGGUGUUGUCACAUUUUAUAACAGAAAAGAUGGGAAACCAUUUGAUGAACAGGACGAGACCCUUAUGGAGUCCCUGACACAGUUUCUGGGCUGGUCCGUACUCAACACAGAUACAUAUGAUAAGAUGAACAAGCUGGAGAACCGGAAAGACAUUGCCCAGGAUAUGGUGCUCUACCAUGUGAAGUGUGACAAGGAUGAAAUUCAGGAAAUUCUGCCAACACGAGAAAAGCUGGGGAAGGAGCCAAAUGAGUGUGAGGAAGAGGAGCUGGCAAGUAUCCUGAAAGAAGAACUCCCAGGGCCCACCAAGUUCGAAAUCUAUGAGUUCAGGUUCUCCGAUUUCGACUGCACCGAGCUGGAGCUGGUGAAGUGUGGCAUUCAGAUGUACUACGAGCUUGGCGUGGUGAAGAAGUUCCAGAUCCCGCAGGAGGUUCUGGUGAGGUUUGUGUACUCUGUCAGCAAAGGCUACCGGAAGAUAACGUAUCACAACUGGCGCCAUGGCUUCAACGUUGCACAGACCAUGUUCACGCUCCUAAUGACUGGCAAACUGAAGCGUUACUACACAGACCUAGAAGCCCUUGCAAUGGUAACUGCUGCUCUGUGCCACGAUAUCGACCACAGAGGAACCAACAACCUUUACCAGAUGAAAUCUCAAAAUCCAUUAGCUAAACUUCAUGGAUCCUCAAUUUUAGAGAGGCAUCACUUGGAAUUUGGAAAGUUUUUGCUCUCUGAAGAGUCACUGAACAUAUGCCAGAACCUCAACCGGAGACAACAUGAGCACAUGAUUCACCUGAUGGACAUUGCCAUUAUAGCAACAGAUCUGGCACUGUACUUCAAGAAAAGGACAAUGUUCCAGAAGAUCGUUGAUGAGUCUAAGACAUACGAUAACAUGAAUGCCUGGACUGAAUACCUGUCUCUGGAGACAACAAAGAAAGAGGUUGUCAUGGCCAUGAUGAUGACUGCUUGUGAUUUGUCAGCCAUCACUAAACCUUGGGAAGUCCAGAGUAAGGUAGCUCUCCUGGUAGCAGCUGAGUUCUGGGAGCAAGGGGACUUAGAAAUAAGCGUCCUUCAGCAACAGCCCAUUCCCAUGAUGGACAGGAGGAAAGCCGCUGAGCUUCCAAAGCUUCAAGUGGGUUUCAUCGACUUUGUGUGCACGUUUGUCUAUAAGGAAUUCUCACGUUUCCAUGAGGAAAUUCAGCCUAUGCUCGACGGGCUGCUGAACAAUAGGAAUGAAUGGAAGACCCGUGCUGAUGAGUAUGAUGCAAAAAUGAAAGCUCUGGAGGAAGAGAAGAAAAAAGAGGAAGAGAAGAUGGCUGCACAAAAAGAUGGAAUAACCUGUAACGGAGGAACAGCUCCAGCUUCAAAAACCUGCAGUAUACUUUAGACCUAUUUCCAAUGCAAUAUACAACACCCAAAAUGAGAAUGCCCAUGCUUUUAAAAAAAAAAAUUAUCAUGGCUUACAAAUACGUUCCUGAUUGGACUGUUUUGCUACUUUAAUUAGGCUUACGACCAACCAGGGAAGGGCUAGAUCUCGUUUGCCUUAAUUGCAUCUCUUCCUGAUGGUGAGGAGCCCGUUCUGUCCUGUCCCUCUCUCCAUUUAAUGUACCCGAUGUUGUCAGAUGGCAUGUGGCAAGUCAGAGCAAUGUUUGGCCCAAUAAGCCAGGUUGUAUGACUGCAGAAAAAACAUUUCUCCAGCACUGAAACAUUUCAAACCCCAAAGCUAAUAGGGCCUGCUGAAUUCAUAUCCUGCUCUGUACAACCCUACAUGAUUGAUGUUCAGAGUAGACAAAUUGAGGAACAGCUGAAUUUACCAUAUCUAAGUCCACAUCUUUGCAGAUAUCAAAAAGAAAUCUAUAUGUAGGGAUAACAUAUGAAAACCUUUGAGCUGUUCUGAAAAGUUGCAUUUCCACGUAAAUCUGAGGGACCCUCACAGUGACAAUAAUUCUGCAUUCACUUCAGGACUUUAGGUAGGGUGCUGCUCUAAAGCCCGGAGCCGUGCGUGCAAGAUCGGGUAGCUGCAGAAUCCGGUAGCUGCUAUCUUCUCCAGCAGGAGCCAUCCACACUGUGUGCUAACCGAGGCUUUGGCCCGUGACACAUGAUUGUAAGAAGACAGCAUUCUGAUUACUCAUUGCAGCUCCAGUUACGGUUACCCAAGCAACCUGAAUCGUGGCAUCUGACUUCAUUCUGUUUUACCUUGUAAUGCCAAUGUUAUUUAAUGCAGUCCUUUUCUGAUCGGUCCCAGCCCUCCUUCCUUUUCUCCUUCUGCUCUGAGAUGUCUGGCUUUCUCAUUCCCCGCCAAACUUCAAAGGACUGAUGACUUCCACUCUUUUAUUUCAGAUAAAAGUUAGUUUUCAAGUUUAUUAAUGCAGCCAUAUUAGAACAUUCAAUUGCACUCUUACAGAGACACCCUUCUGUGCUCCUCCUGCCCUUCCUCCCUCUCUCUCUUUCUCUCUCUUUCUCUCUCUCAGUGCAUGGUGUAUCAGCCAUGUAACAAGAGUUCAAUUUGUGGGGAUUUUAUUCAUCUUCUAUUACUCCUGCUACCUUCAGUGCUUUUACCCUUCAGUAACUUAUUUGCAUUAAGGAAGUACUGUAAGUAAAAGGAAAACUAUAGCCAUAGUGGUAUCUGGUGCUCGUUUAUCCAGGUCCCAGUGUACUAAGCAAGAUAUAAUCCUCUAUUGCUAGGCAGCCGUUACAUGAGCAGCAAGUUGUCCUUCAGGAAAAUGCAGAAACCCGUCCACUUGCAUGAAAGCUAAAUAUGAAGCUAGUAAUUGCUUCACACUGUGUGUCUCAGCUUCAUUAGUGACCAUGUAGGAAGCUUCCAUCGCAUAGCAGCACUUCCAGGAUACGAAGCCAAACAAGUCAUUGCUUUCAGCCAGCGAAACGCCAUGAGUUUAUCUUAGUGUGGCACGGCAAGAAGUGGGUUUUUAAGAUCACCUCCAGCCACUGUACAG